CUUUUACCUUCAUUUGGUACCCUCAUUUCCUUCUAUUCGUCCUCGUUUUCCGUGCUGGUUCUCGGUGUACCAAGGCGAGAAUAUACGCGGUAUUACUGACACCAAAUUCGACCUCGAACCCUAGCAAAUCGCCGUACAGAGGCGACCAUAUGUCUUUUCUCAGACGUUCUAAUCAGCGAGAAACCGAAUACGACGAAGAAAAUGACGACACUAUUGACCCAGAACUUCGCCUUCGAACCGUCCGUACUGCAGCGUCGGCAAUAGCAGAGUCGAUACGGUCCGAACAGAGAGCUGAGAAGAGGAGGAAGAGGAAACGGUCCAGGUUCUUUCGAAAGAGUGCUGAGAAGAAAAAACCUGAGCCGACACCUGUCGAUGCGGCGCCUUCGACAGAGGUACCCGGUGAGCGGAGGAAUGUCUACGUAAAUCAUCCUCUGGGAGUGCUAGAAGUCGAUGUUCACGGGGAACCCAUUGCUCGCUAUGAGAGAAACAAGGUCCGGACUACCAAAUAUACCAUUCUAACUUUUAUUCCCAAGAAUCUAUAUGAGCAAUUUAGGCGGGUGGCAAACUUAUUUUUCCUUACCCUCGUCGUGCUUCAACUUUUCUCCGUAUUCGACGCAGCAUCGGGCGCCAUCUCAGUCCUACCGCUUGCUUUCAUUCUCACAGUAACCGCCAUCAAAGAUGCUGUAGAAGAUUAUCGCCGUGCGACUCUUGACGAAGAGGUUAACACGUCGGCGGCAACAAAAUUAGGCUCUUGGCGUAAUGUCAACCAACCGACAGACCCCCGGCCCUGGUUUGAAAAGAUGUUGGGCAUCAAUCCACCGGGCAAAGUUACUAAAGGCGUACGCAAACUUCGCGACCGAGAGGCUAAUGAGGCAGGCCACGGCGUACGCGUCAUGCUCAGCAAAACUAGUGACACCUCCACCGUGCUUUCACAUGAUGAUCCGUCCACCACGAGUUUUGAUCUUGAUCACGUACGCACAGGUGCUGGUCGGCAGUUAGACGAUAUCCAGAGCAUUGAUUCCCAUAGUUACCCUCCUCCAGACGCAUCAUCGUUUUCUGAUACAUCAACCCAACGCAAUUCCACCACGGAUUUCCGGCAAUUCAAACAGAAUGACGGUUCCCAGUCUACUCUUGGUGUAAUUGACUGGAAACGGCGAACUGGAGGCUCUGCGCGCUGGGAGAGAACACUAUGGAAGAAGCUGGAAGUCGGGGACAUUGUCCUUUUACGGGACAACGACCAGGUUCCUGCCGAUAUCGUCGUUCUCUCGACGUCGGAUCCCGAUGGAAUGUGCUAUUUGGAGACAAAGAACUUGGACGGCGAGACUAAUCUAAAGCCUCGGAAAUCCAUCAAAGCUACUUCUUCCAUAUCCUCCGAGGACGAUAUCGAACGUUCAUCGUUUUAUCUUGACUCCGAGCCACCCCACCAGAAUCUUUAUCUCUAUCAUGGCGUUCUUCGCUACAAAGAUACCGUCACGGGCGAGAAGAAGCAAGAACCGGUUACGAUCAAUGAAAUGCUUCUUCGUGGAUGCGCCAUCCGCAAUACCACUUGGAUUAUCGGAUUAGUUGUUUUUACUGGCGCGGACACCAAGAUCAUGUUGAAUGGAGGUGCUACCCCAUCGAAACGUUCUAAAAUAGAGAGGGAGACGAAUUUCAACGUUAUCGUCAACUUCGGUGUUCUGGUUUUUAUGUGUACCAUUGCGGCUAUCUUCAAUGGCAUACAGGAUGCGCAGACAGGCACUAGUGCCGAGUUCUUUGAGGCUGAUUCGGACGCGACGGAUUCGUCAGUCGUGAAUGCCAUAAUAACCUUCGUGUCAUGUCUCAUUGCUUUCCAAAACAUUGUACCAAUAUCACUGUACAUUUCUAUCGAAAUCGUCAAAACGAUACAGGCCUACUUCAUUUCCCAGGACGUGGAUAUGUACUACCAACCUUAUGACACGCCUUGCACCGGUACGCUCACGCAAAACAUCAUGGAGUUUCAGAAGUGCUCAGUUCAUGGCGUCACGUAUGGGGAGGGCGUGACGGAGGCGCAACGCGGUGCUGCUACCCGAGAGGGCAAUGCGGACUCUCUUGACCCCGGCGGCUUAGCGGAAAAACUCGCAGCGCUCAAGCAGCAGAUGUUGAGUGUUAUGGAACGGACCUUCAAGAACCGAUACCUCCAGCCGGAAAAGCUGACAUUGGUGUCACCCAAACUUGCACAGGAUUUGGCGGACCGUUCGUCUGAGCAGCGGGGUCACCUUAUUGCCUUCUUCCGAGCGCUGGCUUUGUGCCACACAGUCCUCUCAGACAAACCCGAACCUCAGGAGUUACCGUAUCACUUGGAAUACAAGGCUGAAUCUCCAGACGAGGCCGCUUUGGUGGCUGCCGCUCGAGAUGUUGGGUUCCCCUUUGUCAAGAAAUCGAAGGAUACUUUUGACAUAGAAGUCAUAGGCCAGUCGGAGAAGUACACGCUUUUGAAGGUACUCGAGUUCAACAGCACCAGGAAACGCAUGAGCGCGGUUUUCCGGUGUCCGGAUGGGCGGUUGAUCCUUUACUGCAAAGGGGCGGAUAGUGUCAUUUACGCACGCCUUGCAAAAGACAUCGAUCCUGUCUUGAAGGAACAGACGAGCAAGGACAUGGAGAUGUUUGCCAAUAAUGGACUCCGAACGCUGUGUAUUGCAUACCGCUGGCUCACCGAGGAAGAGUAUUUGACGUGGUCUAGAACAUACGACGCUGCCACCAACGCUAUUGAAAACAGGGACGAGGAGAUUGAUAAGGCGAACGAGCUUAUCGAGCACUCGUUGGAAAUACUUGGGGCUACCGCACUCGAAGACAAGUUGCAAGAAGGUGUUCCAGAGGCCAUCGAGACCUUGCACCAAGCCGGGAUCAAGCUAUGGAUUUUGACAGGUGACAAACUCCAGACCGCCAUUGAAAUCGGUUACAGUUGCAACCUGCUCAAGAAUGACAUGGACCUGAUGAUUCUUUCUGCCGAUUCAUACGAGCAGGCUCGCUCGCAGAUAGAGGCCGGUCUCAAUAAGAUAGCAUCUGUCUUAGGUCCGCCAUCGUUUGAUCCUCGGAAGCGGGGUUUCUUCCCUGGUUCGAAGGCGUCGUUUGCUGUGGUGAUUGACGGAGACACCCUUCGACAUGCGUUAACUCCCGAGCUUAAGCCCUUGUUCCUUAACCUUGGUACACAGUGUGAAACUGUUGUUUGCUGUCGUGUUUCUCCUGCUCAAAAAGCGUUGACUGUGAAAUUGGUCAAGGAAGGACGCAAGGCCAUGACGCUGUCCAUCGGUGAUGGUGCUAAUGAUGUCGCUAUGAUUCAAGAGGCGAAUAUUGGUUGCGGACUGUUCGGUCUAGAGGGUUCACAGGCCGCCAUGUCUGCGGAUUAUGCUUUUGGGCAGUUCCGAUUUUUGACUAAGUUGUUGAUUGUCCAUGGCCGGUGGUCAUAUCAGCGCGUGGCAGACAUGCACAGCAACUUUUUUUACAAGAACGUCAUCUGGACCUUUGCUCUGUUUUGGUAUCUGCCCUUCAACAAUUUUUAUGGGACGUAUCUGUAUCAAUACACGUUUAUCUUGCUGUACAAUCUUGUAUUCACAUCACUUCCCGUUAUUAUCCUCGGAGCAUUCGACCAGGACAUCAACUCCAAGGCUGCGCUCGCUUUCCCGCAGCUCUAUGUUCGGGGAAUUCGCGGCUUGGAAUACACCCGGGGAAAAUUUUGGGUCUACAUGUUAGACGGCUUGUAUCAGUCUGCGGUUGUAUUCUUCAUGGCGUACUUGGUCUGGACGCUUGGUCUCUCCGUGUCGUGGAGCGGGAAAGACAUGAACUCUUUGGCCGACUUUGGAACAACAGUUGCGGUUUCCGCCAUUUUCUCCGCGAACACUUAUGUCGGAAUGAAUACUCACUACUGGACCAUCAUAACAUGGAUUGUCGUCUUCGGUUCUAGCAUUGUCAUGCUGCUAUGGAUCAUAGUAUAUUCUUUCUUUUUCAGUUCCGACUUCAUCGAUGAGAUGCAGAUCUUGUUCGGUGGUGUCCCUUUCUGGGCGACGGUUGUGUUUUCUACCGUUGUUUCCCUUGGUCCCCGCUUCGUGUGCAAAUUCUUUUCUUCAGCAUACCUACCUUUGGAUAAAGAAAUCGUCCGUGAAAUGUGGGUCAAAGGCGAUCUCAAGGAUCAACUUGGGAUCCGGCACCGGAAGGCUAAGAAUCGCAAUGGCGACACACUGGAAGCAGCACCUAUGUUCGGACACGGUCGUAGCCAGUCGGAGAUGUCCCUCAGCAACACUCCAUAUGAGCCCGCACUGACAUCAAGCCCUGGCCCUGGCAAUCAGCCUCGACGAACAGAUCUAGAUACACCACCACUCGACACCAAUCUCUUCACCCCCACACCGCCCAGCAGGAGAACAAGCAUUGCCACGACCCAUCGGGGCAAUCGUGCCUCUAGCCCGCCACCUUUAUCACCACCCGUCAUCAAUGUGCCUGCCACCCAUGGACGAUCAAUGCCGUACGAUGCUGGAGACGCCUAUGAGAUGGAUGUGCGGAAUCCACCGUCUGUAUCAAGCCACAGUCAUCACCAUGUCGACCGGUCGACAGCGAGUGAGGCGUCGUAUGCUACUGCAUAUGAUGACCUCCAUGCUUCGGAUGAGACUAUGGUUGGUAGUCCUCCCGCGUCUUCUGCCGGCCAUCUCGCACCUGGUCCGCGAUCAGGUGAAGGCGGGUAUUAUUCUGGGCAAUACCUACAGUCUCCUACGUUCCAGCAACAACAGGAGCAACCGUCUGAUCCGCAAUACGAUGACCGACGUGCUAGCACUGUAUCUUGGCAGGGCGGCCAAGCGCUAUAGUUUUUCUUGUAUUAUCUUUCUGCAAGGUACCUUCAGUAGGGUGUACUCCCUAUACGUACUUACAUUAUCUCUCAUCUUGUGUCUUUUCAACUCUUUCCCCCUCCCAUCGCAAUCCUUUCACAUGGAAUCUGGACUUUGUUAUAUACUCUAAUUACCUCUAACAAUGAUCAUGAUGCAACCACCUAUACCAUGUAGAAUAUUAUUAUUUCUCUAACUUCUGCUUUCAUUGCGUAAAAUUCAGCAAGCCUGACUACACAUGU
Molecule: messenger RNA, 5071 nt
Organism: Desarmillaria tabescens
Lineage: Eukaryota; Fungi; Basidiomycota; Agaricomycetes; Agaricales; Physalacriaceae
Exons: 14
Coding region: 150-4811 (1553 amino acids)
Biological process (GO): phospholipid translocation
Cellular component (GO): plasma membrane; trans-Golgi network
Molecular function (GO): ATP binding; ATP hydrolysis activity; ATPase-coupled intramembrane lipid carrier activity
Source: RefSeq, a predicted model, not a curated record